This is a messenger RNA of Solanum pennellii, 1916 nucleotides long. Its product is annotated as 3-oxoacyl-[acyl-carrier-protein] synthase 3 A, chloroplastic-like. Gene Ontology annotation, cellular component: chloroplast. The transcript is spliced from 9 exons. Gene Ontology annotation, biological process: fatty acid biosynthetic process. The record is from RefSeq and is a predicted model, not a curated record. The coding region runs from base 319 to 1614 and encodes 431 amino acids. Gene Ontology annotation, molecular function: 3-oxoacyl-[acyl-carrier-protein] synthase activity. NCBI's taxonomy places the organism in Eukaryota, Viridiplantae, Streptophyta, Magnoliopsida, Solanales, Solanaceae.
ACAGGUUCAUAAAAGCUCUGCCUAAUUAAUAUCGUUAGUUCAAAAGAAAAACAAAGAAAAAGUAGUAAAAUACAGAUACGGAGAACCCACAUUUGAGCUGAGGACGGAGAUAUCUAUGAACUGGAAUCCAAACCUUUCGAUUCUACAGAUGGACGGAAAUACUUAGACACCCACAUUGAUUUUCCUCAUCAUUUUUCUCAUCGCCAUCUUUAUCUCUCUUAAAUUUUCCUUUUUUUCCUAUUUGGGUUUCCGUUUUCUUGAAUUUUCAUGUGAAGCAGAGCAAUCGGUACAGCCAAUUUUUGUUUGAGGAAUUAACAAAUGGCGAAUACCACCAUUGCCGCUGGUCCUACAUUUUCAUUGCAACACCGCCGUCAAGUAUUUGGGAGGGUUGGAGUUAGUACUUUACGGCACCAACAAGGACAUACUCUGUUCUUUACGCCAGCAGUGCCUGCUAUAAGGAGGAGAUUUUGUCCAUCUAUAGGCAUAUAUCAGGAUAGGCAAUCAUUCUCUGAUGGAACCUUCAAUAGCGUUAUGUGUUCCAGCAGUGUUGAAGGUGCAGAUAAGGUUUCAACGGAUCAAUCUCGAGUAUUGAGGCUAGGUAACAGGGGCUGCAAACUAAUAGGAUGUGGCUCUGCGGUACCAUCUCUAAAUGUAUCCAAUGAUGAUCUUGCUAAAAUUGUUGAUACUAAUGAUCAGUGGAUAUCUGUUCGGACAGGAAUUCGUAACCGUAGAGUUCUUUCAGGCAAAGACAGCUUAACAGAUCUGGCUGCAGAGGCUGCAAGGAAAGCUCUUGAGAUGGCAGAGGUUGAUCCUGAUGAUGUUGACCUAAUUUUGCUAUGCAGUUCAACUCCCGAGGACCUUUUUGGUAGUGCUUCACAGGUUCAAAGAGCACUUGGCUGCAAAAGCAAUCCAUUGUCUUUCGACAUUACAGCUGCUUGUAGCGGGUUCAUGUUGGGUUUGGUGUCUGCUGCUUGCUAUAUCAGAGGUGGUGGCUUUAAAAAUGUUCUUGUUAUAGGGGCUGAUGCUCUAUCUCGCUAUGUUGACUGGACAGAUAGAGGGACCUGUAUUCUCUUUGGUGAUGCUGCUGGUGCUGUAGUGGUGCAGGCCUGUGAUAUUGGAGAAGAUGGUUUAUUUGGUUUUGACUUGCAUAGUGAUGGUGGAGGUCAAAGGCACUUGAAUGCUUUAAUCAAAGAUAAUGAAACAGAUCAUGCGUUUGGUACAAAUGGUUCGGUUAUUGGAUUUCCGCCAUCAAAUUCCUCUUACUCUUGCAUUCAGAUGAAUGGUAAAGAGGUCUUUAGAUUUGCUGUUCGUGUUGUGCCACAAUCAAUAGAAGCAGCUUUAGAGAAUGCAGGUCUUCCUAGGUCCAAAAUCGAUUGGCUGCUCCUCCACCAGGCAAAUCAAAGGAUUCUUGACGCAGUAGCAACACGUUUGGAGGUGCCACCAGAACAUGUCAUAUCAAAUUUGGCUAAUUAUGGCAAUACGAGUGCUGCAUCGAUACCCUUGGCACUGGAUGAAGCUGUUCGAAGUGGGAAAGUGCAGGCAGGUCAUGUCAUUGCUGCUGCUGGAUUUGGUGCUGGCCUUACGUGGGGCUCUGCAAUACUCAGAUGGGGCUAAAUGCUGCUGUGAAGUUUGGGUCUGGUCUCACAUCUGGAUUCUGCAGUAAUCAAAUAGGGAAGAAACCUCUCAAGCCUCAACAUAUGAAUAGAUCUCAACAUAGAUGGAAAGAAGAAAUGAUAAGGUUGCAUUUCCCUUGUGCCUUUUUUUUUUAUUAGUAGCUGAUUGUGGUGUAGGCUUCAUUGGCAGAAUCCCCUUUUUGUCUCUCUGGUUUUCUUCUGUAUUAUUUUUUCCUAACAUCAAUAAAUUAUCAACAUUUUGUCCCCAUUGAUGUUAAUGUUAACAUUCAGAUUUGGAUCCAA